Zerene cesonia (dogface butterfly) is the source of this 1191-nucleotide messenger RNA. RefSeq lists its product as uncharacterized. Bases 1 to 1191 code for a protein of 396 amino acids. Gene Ontology annotation, biological process: detection of chemical stimulus involved in sensory perception of smell; sensory perception of smell. Gene Ontology annotation, cellular component: plasma membrane. Lineage: Eukaryota; Metazoa; Arthropoda; Insecta; Lepidoptera; Pieridae. Gene Ontology annotation, molecular function: odorant binding; olfactory receptor activity. The transcript is spliced from 7 exons. The record is from RefSeq and is a predicted model, not a curated record.
AUGUCUGGAACACAAUAUAAAAAGAAUAAAACAUCCGAAUUCUUUUCAAACUCCGCCAUACUUAUGUGCAAAUGUGGAUUAUCCUAUUUAUGGGUGGAUAAAGUUUCGUUAAAAUAUUUUAACAUUUUUAACAGGAUUUCAACGUUUUUCAUGCUGACGUUCAUGGCCUCUGAAUAUGUUGCGUUUUUCACUCAAACAGAUCUGAAUGAUAAGCAGGCAUCUGAUCAAAUAAUGUUUGCUAUUUCUCAUCCGAUUCUCAUGUCUUAUUCCUUCAGCAUAAUUUAUUACAGGAAGGAUAUUAGGAAAUUGCUAUUCAAAUUGGCUGUGGUUUUAAAAGAGGAUUACAACGAUUUGGAGAUAGAGACACAAAUGAUUAGAAAGGCAAAGUUAUAUUCGACAUUUUAUGUUAUGAGCUUUAGUGCUGCUCUGUUUUUCUACGCAUUCGAUGGUAUUAUGCAAGUUGUUAAAAAAGGCGAUACUUUUACAACAGUGAUUCUAGCAUGGCCGGAUGUAAGACAAAGAGGAAUUUUGCCAGAUUUCAUAAGGAUCGCUGUAUAUUUCCUGUGGUGGCUCUUCAUGUUUCGUGUGUCAGCAGUCUAUGUAUUGGUUAUAUCCUUAACAAUAACGUUGAGUUAUCAGUAUAAGAACUUACAAAGCUAUUUUUAUAAACUCGAUGAUAUUUUUAAUAAUGGCAAUGCGGAAGGUUUUGAACAAAAGCAGAAGGAAUAUGAACGCGCUUUGAAAGUUGGAAUUUCGAUGCAUUCCGAUACUAUAUGGUGUGUGAAGGAGUGUCAAAGAAUUUGCAGCUGGGUCUUUAGCGGCCAAAUUACUUUCAAUUUUAUUGUAUUCUGCAUGCUUAUGCUUCAAAUGGUGAAUUCUGAGCGCACAUUAAUGAGUGCUCUCGCGACCGUGUCAACGAGCGCAUCUCUUUUGAUGGCCACUGGUUUCUUCAUGUGUAAUGCUGGCGAUAUCACUGUUGAAGCAGCUGCAUUACCCACGGCUAUUUUCUUAUCGGGGUGGCAACAUUGUCGAGGCGCAACUUCCGUACGCAUCAGGAAGUUGAUAGUGGUUGCCAUUUGUCAAAGCCAGGAACCCGUGGAGAUACAAUGCUUCAAUGUAAUUAGAAUGUCGUAUCAAUCAUUUGUGUCGAUCGUUAAAGCCUCGUAUUCAGUAUUUUCACUUUUAUAUUGA